This is a messenger RNA of Sphaeramia orbicularis (orbiculate cardinalfish), 803 nucleotides long. It is a transcript of the gene cldn15b, whose product is annotated as claudin 15b. The coding region runs from base 74 to 748 and encodes 224 amino acids. NCBI's taxonomy places the organism in Eukaryota, Metazoa, Chordata, Actinopteri, Kurtiformes, Apogonidae. Gene Ontology annotation, cellular component: bicellular tight junction; membrane. Gene Ontology annotation, molecular function: structural molecule activity. The record is from RefSeq and is a predicted model, not a curated record. The transcript is spliced from 5 exons.
GGAGAGCCAAAGCUUGAAUAAAAUCUUCUUUCUGGAUAACAUUUUACGGUUUGGACUGAAGACAUAAGGAGAUAUGAAUCCACUAGUGGAAGCUUUUGCUUUGCUCCUGGGGUUUCUGGGCUGGUUGAUGGUUGGGAUCGCCCUUCCUAAUCGAAACUGGAAAGUCUCAACAGUGGAUGGUAACGUUAUUACUACAUCAACCAUCUAUGAAAACCUAUGGAUGUCCUGUGCAACUGACUCUACGGGAGUUCACAACUGCCGGGAUUUUCCAUCUUUACUCGCUCUAAGUGGUUACAUUCAGGCCUCCCGGGCACUGAUGAUCGCUUCCAUUGUUUUUGGGACAUUUGGCCUCGUGGCUACUCUGGUAGGAAUGCAGUGCUCAAAAAUAGGAGGAGAAAACUACAUCUUGAAGGGAAGGAUUGCUGCGAUUGGAGGAGUAUUCUUCUUACUACAAGGGAUUUGCACCAUGAUUGCGAUAUCUUGGUAUGCGGCCAACAUCACGCAGCAGUUCUUUGACCAGUUUUAUCCAGGGACGAAGUAUGAAAUUGGAGAGGGGCUGUACAUCGGUUGGUCUUCAUCCGUACUUGCCAUUUGUGGAGGGUCAUGCCUCCUUUGUGCUUGCAAAGGCAAAUCAUCCAAUGAAAAAAUACCAUACCCAUACCAGCCUUCUUCCAGAGGACGUGUCCUUUCUACUGUGGCAGCGUCUCAUUCUGUCCCGAGCAACUAUGACAGAAAUGCAUACGUCUGAGAUGUUACUGCGAAGGAGAGAGAAGUGAAGAACUGGAGUCUGUUCACUGGGUUUU